Molecule: messenger RNA, 10728 nt
Organism: Rattus norvegicus (Norway rat)
Lineage: Eukaryota; Metazoa; Chordata; Mammalia; Rodentia; Muridae
Source: RefSeq, a predicted model, not a curated record
GGGAUGCUCCCGCCCACGCGUCUCCUGGACACCGCUGUGGGGAGGCGGGCGCGGCCUCAUUGCCUUUCUCCUUGUCGCUACGUUUUCGCCGCUCUGACUGCCUCAGCGGGAGGUAACGGCUUGGGAACCUUCCCUAGGGCUCGGUCCCCGCGCCUCCCGCCUCCCAGGGUCUCCCCGCUGGCUGUGGGUACCUCCGUCUUCCUCGCGGCCGUCUGCUGUCCCGCACCCGUCCUCCCUGGCCUCGCAGGCGCCCCCUCCCCGCCGUGGCCCCCCACAGGUCCACGGGAGACCUUCGGACAGGGCUCUUCGGCCACAGUCACGAGGAAACUUGUCAGCAGACCCCACCGACGACAGAGCAGCGGGGAAUGGACGCGGGUUCCUAGCAUCCUCCGUGGCAGAAACCCCAGGACGGCAGUGAUUUUCUUGAAAAUGCACGCCCCGAUUUGUUUGAAAUAAAGGAUCUGGUGACUGGCUUUCCUUAAUUGGUCACUGGUAGCUCAACAAGCAUGGAGAUGAGAUUAGAAGUUUUGACAUCAACGAGUAUCAAACAGAAAAAACCCUGGCCCAGAGUGUCCUGGUUGGGUCAAGAAAAUGAAGCUGUUUUUCUUCUGGAUGAGAAAUUCAUAAAUGAGAUUAAUUUGCUGUCAGGAAGAACAAAGAAGAAGAUUCCUAGUCUGCAGCCUUUGUUGAAGGAUGUUGUUUUCCUGGCAACAUCCACUAACGAUGUGUGGCUGUCCGGGGUCCUCACUACAGGAGAGCUGUUCCUCUGGAACAGAGAUCAAGACUGUGUGAAAAAGAUACAAGUGACUGAAAGGCCUAAAGAAGCUAUAAAAGCUACAGUAGCAAGCUCUUCAAGACUAUCCUUAUAUGUAGCUGAAAAUGGGAAAAGAAUUCUGCUUAUUACAUCUUCUGGCUGCAUACUUCUGUGGGAAUACAUGGAAUUGAAGAAUAUCUUAUCUUCUAAAAGCCUUUCUUUGGUGGGUCAGUGGUCUCAGAUUGUGCCUGAAGAAGCAAUUUUAUUGCCUUCCACUAAAGAUAAAGAAGCUGUAGUGGAUGCUGUUUUUGUAAAAAAUGAGUUAUUUGGUGACCGCUGCCUGUGUUCAUUUACUUUUUAUUCUGGAGAAUGCUUGAAGCUAACAUUUCUGGCCAUUCAGUGGUAUGAGAAUAUAUUUACAUCUAUAAGGUCACUGCCUUUCCGUGUUCACUGGGCACAACAGGAAUGCCGUCUGUGCAAUCUGAUUCCUAAGUGUGCAUCAGUAAAGUCAAGAGGAGCUCUGAUCUCUGCCUUCUCAAGAGAUGGCCUUGCUCUAGCAGUAACUCUUAAUCAGAAAGACCCAACGGCAACUCAGGUAUUAUUUAUAAACACAUUGAAUUUCGUGACUCUCUGUGGUGGCCUUAAAGGAUGUAGUAAUAAGAAUCCCGUGGUCCCAGCUACACUUACCAGGUCAUAUUGGGUUGGUGACAUCAGCUGGACGCAUGACAGUCUUUUUCUGGCUUGUGUAUUAAAGCGUGGCUCCCUGGUUUUAUUGACCUGCCUGGGUGAAUUGCUAACAUUAGUUACAUUUGGUUGUUCUAUAGAGUUUGGGCCAGCUGAAUUUAUUCCUCUUCAUCCACUAAUAACAUAUAGACCACAGCGGCUUCCAUUUCAAGAUUCAAAUAAUGCUGUUGAUUCGGCAGCCUCUGAGAGUGACCCUCUGAGACAGAGGUUUUCUAUAAAAGCGCACUCACGACUACCCUACCUUCUCAUCUCUGAUGGCUACAUGGUCACAACCCUUCGGUUUCUUGAUAACCAGUCUCCAACAAUGCUCGUGAGGGCCUUGCUUCUUGAUUCAACCCAGAGGCUUGAGAAAGCCUACCAGAGCAUGAUGCUGUCUAAGCCCAAGGAGAAAGGGCUGAAUUUGCGAUCUCUGGAUUCCUUGAGGUCUAGCCUGUUAAAGCGUCAUGGAAAGGAAAGUUCAGUUCAAUGCACUGUCCCCAGAUUUUUGCAGGCAGAAGAAACAGUGAAGUUAAGUGAAACCACAGAUUUUCAGGAUUUUGAAGGAGAAGAAACUAAUGAAGUUGAACAGUUUCUAAACAGUUCAUUUUCUUUUUGUGACCAAAGAAAAGAUAUACUGUUUAAUACUGCCAAGGAAGGAAGAUUGGAGUUUGCAUCUAUGUUUGAUACAAUUCAUGCAAAGGAUGAUUCCAAGGAGACAGACAGAACCAUUGCAGAACUGCAUUGUAUCCAGAAAAAACUACUUGCAGCUUGGACUAUAGGAGUUUCAAAAAAUGUAGCAGAAAAAAAGUUAAUGUUAAAUUACACAGUACUUUGCAUCACUCACUUUUUCUAUAUUCUUCAGUUUAUAAAAUGUCCUUUGCCAAAGUUUGACCUGUUUUUAAAUAAGAGUCUGAAGCAUAACACCUGGGUACUCUGUAUCUUUCAACUUUUUCAUCAGUGUUUAUCAACCCACUAUUGGGAUAUGAGAUACAGACAAAAUGUGGGCCAUUUGCUGAAGCUCACCGCAAAUACUGUAAAGCUUCUCUUGACUCAGCAACGAAAACAUGGAUUGUUCUCAGAAAAGCUUCUAGCUUGCCUUUCUUUACUCCGAACUGUGACUGACUGUUUAAAUGGCACGUGCAGUCUGCAGCCUGAGGCUGCUCCUGCAGCAGCUGAUGGAAGUCGACCAGCAGAGCUAGACUCGUUAAUGGUACCCAUUUUUCAAUCUUCCAAGGAAAAUUGGUCUUGGGACUCAUCUUUAAAGAUUUAUCCUCAAGUGACAAAUCUAGUUCAGAAGCCAGGUCACAGAUUGAUUGCUCUUUGGAGACUAUUAUACAAGAAAACUUUAUGGUAUCAAGCACAAUUAAGCCGAAGAAUUCCUGAUGGUGACAGACAAUUAACUGAAAAUAUCACACAUGAAGUAUCUUUAGUCAAGACUCUGUUAUGUCAUGUCCAGGCUAACCUGCAGGUGGCUGGGGAUAGCUUGAGUCAAGCCUUAGAACUUACAGCUCUCAGUGGUGAAGAGUGUUUUCUGCUAGCAUCAUAUGAAAAGUCAGUUUGCCUGUGGAAGAAGGCUCUACAAGAAACCCAAGAGAAAGUAUUUUCAUUGAUUAUUUGGGAAUUUCAUAUCAUGCACCCUGGUCUGCCCUCCAACUCUUGUGACCUCCCUCCAAAAAGGAGAACGAGGAGGAGGAAGAAGAGAAAGAGGAGGAGGAAGGAGAAGAGGAGGAGAAGAGGAAGAAGGAUGCGCUUUCUUCAGUUACGCUACUAUCUCUCUCUCUUGUACUGUCACCUCUACUGUUACAAUUUAAACGAUGCCCAAGGAUUAUGUGAUCACCUAGUAAGAGAGAUACUCAGCUAUUCCCAAUUACCUGUACAAGAAAGGAGAGAUUACUCAGAUCCUGAGGUUGCGGUGACUAGAAAUGUACAUCCUGAGGCAGCAGUCAGAGUUGUCCAGUGUAUGGCCCGUUUCAUGGCUGCCUACUUCACCAAUGAGCCACUCUUCAUCCUGCCACCUCACAGUGUGAAUGUCCUUCCUCCGCUUCAUGUUAAGACAGAGCAUUCCGUGCGACUUAUUCCUCUACAACACUCUAAGGUGGCCAGUAUUGUUCGAGAUCAGAAUCUCUCAAAUGUGUGGACAGUUGAAUAUACCCUUGAAUUAUUAUUUAUUGGUGGCCUGAUUCCAGAGGCUGUGUGGAUGGCACAUAAACUUGGAGACUGGAAGACAUCUGUUUCCAUUGGUGUGGCCUUCCAAGCGUUCUGUAAACGUGAUUGCAAUUCUAUGUGGUCCAAGAAAAAGGGCAUGGACCUACCUUUAAAUAUGAUACCAGCCCAGAUUUUCCAGGAAAAACUGCAGUGUUUUUUAGGUCAGCCAGUCUCUUUGGCAGCAAAAAAUGAAAAGGGCUCAAAAUAUAAGCAAUUUACAGAUCCCAUUGAAGAAGAAGAUGCCAAUCUGCUGUUUGGGUCUGUGCAAGAGGUGCUGAAAGCUUCAGCCAUGGCUGAUGCUGAUAUUGUUUCAGAAACACUACAGCUGUUGAUGGACUCCGCUAAGGACUUCAGUAAAAAGCUGUGGGGCUUAGUGCCCGUCGACUUGUAUCUUCCAGCGCCUCCGUUGUAUUGCCCCCAGCCUGCCCUUCUUAGUGAGGAACAUGGUGACAAUCUUCUUUUAAAAGCUGAAAAAGAUAACCGCCAGAAGCUGUCUGGGAUCCUGCAGCGCGUUCUCCUGCUUUUCCGGGCAUCUCGGUGUUCUUUUCCUGUCGCACAGUGGUACAUCUUACAGCUGAGGUGGGCAAGAAAGGUCAUGCAGAAGAUUCGAGUGAAAGGGUCCCUCCCUUCUCUUAGUUCUUUCCCUGAAUCCUUACUUAAUUACUGUAAAGGAGGGAUAGCAUUCUUUAGACCUGGAGCAGCCGGAGACCAUAAGCUUGAUGAAGUUUCCAUCAAAGCCCUAGGUUGCUUCAGAGAACUUUGUGCUUUGUGCUGGAUGUUGCAUAUCCGGGAUAAAUUAUCAUACACUUGCAGGCAGUAUCAGAAAGCAAGAGAAAAUACGAAGAUAGAAAAGGACCUUGAGGUGGAGUUUGAUUCUUGUGUGGUUGAGCACUGUUUUCAUGCACUGGAAUGGGCCUGUAGGAUGCUACCAUUCUCUCGGUUUUUUAAUAUGGAAGAACUUAUUCAGGAUAUAAUUUUGAGCCUUAUUGGAGAACUGCCACCAAUCAGAAAGGUAGCAGAAAUUUUUGUGAAAGCAUUUCCCAAUCCUGAGGCCAUAAGGGUUCCUUUAAGAGAAAAAUACCACUCACUUCAACAGAAACUCAAACAUGGUGUUGUGAAAGGUCCCCAGACUGAGGAACUGAUGUCUGUGGUCAUGAGGUCUGCCCAUAAAGUGAGGGUGAAAGCCCUAAAACGUGUGCAGAGGAACAUAGGCGCUUUUGAGAUGAAUAUAUGGGAGCCGGAUGAAGAAGAAAAACCAGCUGCUGCUCCUGCCACCGCUGACACGUUUUCCCUGGGAACCAGUUUGAGCAGAAGUACACUCACCUUAGAACUGGGCAGUUCUCUGCUACACAGUGAUGCAGAUACCUUCUCUGAAACCUUGUCUUUUGAAGAGAAAACUUGGAUACACUUGUAUCAAAGGCAUGCCCCAAGUCAUAUGGAUUUAGCAUUGGUUGGUAAGCCCAGUGAUAAAAAGAAAAUAAGUAAUCAGAAAGAGAACCCCCAAAGGAAAGAAGAUCAUGAAACUUCAGGGAAAGAAGCACUUCCUGUAAUUGGUGUUUGGGAAUUUGAGCGUGACGAUGAUGAAUAUAUGAACUUCCUUGAGCUCUUCUUGAGCUAUGUUCUUGAAAGAGACCUUUGUUCCCGUGAUCCUGGCAUUCCAUUUUUGACAAGCUUUUCUGAGCAUCUUAGAGAACACGAACUUAAUUCUCUACUUUUUGAUGUACAUACAACAUUAAAACGACGCCAGAGCAAAGCCAGCAGUGACAGUGUGUAUAGAGCUGGUUCCUGCUUUGCUGUCACUCCUGAGUCACAGGAAUCUGAAAACCUGUUUUCUCUAAACAAUGCAGGAGCCAGAAAUUUAGAAAGCCAGGCCCUUUCAGCUUUAGAAGUAGGUAGCCAGUCAGGGAGCACUGCAGAGAACCCUCUACCUGAAGUCAUGAACCAUGAAAGAAAGGUGGGAUUGUUUGGUUUAAAACAAAAGCCAAUUUAUAGAGCUCCAGAUGACAAACGGGAGAAACCCACAGUUCAGAGGUCAUCAGGCCACCCCUUUUGGAUUCCCAAGUUCUUUAAAACUGGAAGACACAGUUUCCGAGUGCUUCAGUGCAGUGCUGGCCACCCUCGGGAGGACCUUCCUCUGGUACUUCAGAACUUGUUUGGUGAUGCAGGGAGACUGGUAGAGUGGAUGAUCCGGUGGUCAGAUCGGAGACUCCUCUGUGAUUCUGAGGUCACUCGGUCGUCCUGUAAAUACAGUCCAGUAAUUCGUGUGAAGACCUCUACAGCUGCCAUUCUUACCUCAUUGUGGCUUCUGGAGCAACCCUACUUGGCUGCAUAUUCGGCAACCAAUGGCAUUAUUAAGGUUCUAGAGAAUCAUUGCACCAAGUCUCAAGUGACAGCUGAGAGGGAGAGCAACACUGAUGGAAAUGCUGACUCUCCAAUUCCAGUAGCAGCUCAGACUGGAGCUGAGGAGAGGAGUGACCAGGAUGAAUGCUGUCAAGGCAUCUGGAACAGAAUGCCAGCUGAAGCAGAAAACCGUGAAGUGAAAUCAACUGACGAUGAGAUUCUUCCUGUAACUCAUAGGACUGAGAAAGAAUGUGUAGACGCUGACGAGCGUCAUUCAGAAGGAGAGUCAUUUACACAGGAUGAAAUGGAUGUGCACAUCUUAGACCCCGAAGAAGGAUCUGUUGGGAGCCCCAGAGUCCCUGAUGCUGUCACCCGCUGGCCAGUGUCCCAGCUCUCAGAGCAUUCCACAGAAGAGGCUCAGUGUUCCAGGAAAGAACCAUUGGAGACCAGCGUGGAUACAAAAUUGACAGAACAGAAAGGUACGAGCGAAGCCUUGCCAAAAUCCGAACAUAGCAUUCCUCACUCACUUUGCAUAGAUGCAAAUUCAGAAACUUCUAGUGCACAGAUUUCUGAACUUAAAGAUAAACCAUCCACAGUUCCACCCCUCAUGUCAAACGGAGCCCAGGUUACUUCACAAACAUCUCAGAAGACUCAGGGAAAUGACCACAGGGUUCAGUUACCAGAUUCUUCUGAUUCUGUUAGGCAGAUGCUCCAAGAUGAAAUGUUUAAAUUAGUUCAGCUGCAGCAGAUCAAUUUUCUGAGCCUGAUGCAAAUAGUAGGACCAUCUGUUGCUAAUCUCCCAGACACGCAGCGACUUGUUCAGCAGGCUCAGUCUGUGCAUUUCGGGGAAAGCCAAGUAGCAAACCCCACAAGGAGUGAUUGUAUUGAAGUCAACAGCGGACAGAAACUUCUUGCUAAACCACAAUCCAUGGGAGAGUGCACUAGGCAUCCUGGCAAGAGCAGCCCACCAGGCCAUGAAAGAAUUAGCCAACCUGAUCAAGAUAGUAAUGGAGAGACACAGGAUAUUGCACAUGAGAGUACUCCCUUGGGUCGAUCAGAUGGCCAGCCUAAGCCGAGAUGGCGAACUGGAGCAUCUCGAAGCUGCGCUCCUGCUUGCCUUCCCCACGUUCCUGGUGGAGAGGGUGGCCUCCAGCUCUUGUUCACAGCUGCUGCUGUGCAGAAGACGCCUCAGCUGAUUCCACCCGCCAGAGCCGCCACUGCUGGGAGUGCUUUCCCUUUGCUUCAUUUUCAGCCCAAGCAUGAAUUCAAGCCCCUGCCCUUACCUGUAGGAAGAAUUCCAGGAGCUCCUUUCAGGCCCCAGGCCCAACCAAAAGAGGCUUGGGGCCUGUCUGACUCUUGUCAAUCUCCCGUGUCUCAGAGAAUGGUGCAUACCAUGCCACCAUCUCCUUCAGGUUCAAGCCAGUACUAUAAUGCUCAGGCCAUGAGAAAAGCCGAGGCUGUGCUCCCAGGCAUCCCCAAGCAUGAGAACUUGGAUCAGUGCACUGGGCAAGAGUCCGUGACACCGCAGCAGGAUUCCUCAGUGUUUAUAAAGCCAGGAAGUGUAUUCGAUGUUACACCAAGGCCCCCUGAGACGGCUCUUCAGAAUUCUUUUGGACUUCCUUUAUUACACCUUCAGUUUAAGCCUUCUUAUGUAUUCUCCAUGCCAUCGAGAGCGGCAUUAGGUAGCUUUCCCUCAGUACCUGGCACAGAAGGAACAAAACAUCCUCAACUAUCAUUACUUCAUCCAUGCUUGCCGCCAGAGAAUACGGUAUUUUGUAUACCUGCCAGAAUCUGCAUCCUCUUAUACCUGUUUUUUUCCUCCACAAAGAAGAUACAAUAUAAGAAGCCCCAGCUUAUCCCACUUGAAAACCUCCUGGCAUUUAAAAGAAGCCAACAAAAACUAGCACACAAUGUAUUUGAACAAGGCGAUUCUGCCCAUCUUCAGUUUCUAAAGGUCAAUAUGGAAGCACCUAAAAUAACACAAGGAAAGAAGAGGCAAAGCAGACGAGCUGAAAGGGAGCUGCAAGAAAGAAGGGCUCAGAAGCCCAGAAGAAAGCCAAGUGUUAGUUUCCGACCAGAUGAUUCCCUCAUUAGUAAUGAGUCAGAAGUCCCCAUGGAACCCAAGGAACAACUAGGACAUCAUGAUUCUCAGCCUUUGGAUAAAUUUGACAUUCCUUUUGAAAUGUUAGAACACGAUGUUAAUACUUCAGCUGGACUGCAUUUCAUGGCCUCUGUACAAAAGAAAGCUGUGGGACGUCAUGAUGCUAGUACAAACACAGACCCAGCACAAGAUAAAGAAGGCACUUCCCAAGAAGUUGAUUCUGAAAGUAAUAAAACUCAGCAAGUCGUUUCUACAAAUUCAGGCCAUGAACCUUUGAAUGUUCCACAGCUUUUAAUUCCAGACAUAUAUCUAAAUGCCAGACUUCCCACCGGAAUAUCAGAGAAACCUUUGUCUCCAUCCCCACCUCAUAUGGCUAGACACACAUAUAUAGAUGUGAUUGACAUUGAAGCUGAUGACCUGUUGGGAUUGCCUGCCAGUGAAGAGCCUUCAGAUGAUGUUGCCAAGCAGCAAAGCCAUCCUCCAGAAGCCCCAUCGUCUGCAGAGUUACACUGCAUGGCAGCUUCAGUUGUCAGUACUGCUCCCCCUCAUCCUUCUCAGAGUCAAGAAUCUGCAGGUUCUACUCUGGGUUUAAUUUCUGAACCUGCAAAAAUGACUCAAUCCUGUCAGGAUGGGGAAAGCUGGAGAAAAAGUGUUAUGGAAGCAAAGGAGCCGGAGAUUCUCUCCGUGAUGCCAUCCGACCGGCAACAGGGUGGAGAACAAAACUUCCAGUUCAAGGAACAGAGCACAAAAUUGGAUUCUGCGGAACAGUCCCUGCUUUGGACCCUGCUACAGGAUGCCUCUCCUGCGUGUCCCACUCCAAGCCCUGCUGCGUGUCCCCCUCCAAGCCCUGUUACGUGUGUUCCCCCAAGCCCUGCUGCAUGUGUCCCUUCAAGCCCUGCUGCGUGUGUCCCUUCAAACCCUGCUGUGUGUCCCACACCAAGUCCCUCUGCUCAGAAGCUUGAACAUCUUACUGCCAAGCUUCAGAAGAUGGAUGAGCAGCUGUUAACAGUGCAGACCAUUGCAGAAAAUAUAGAGCAAGACUUCCCUGCACCAGAAGUGCUGAAUCUACACUGGGAAAAGGCUGGACUGGUGGAUCACGUUGGAUUAUCUUCUCGCCCUGAAAUUGAAAAGCUACUAGCUUCAAAAGCCAUCAGCAUUUCUGAAGUGUCUUUUCAGACUCCAGAGGAUGUGGAAGAUCAAAACAACACAGAGGAGGCCUCAGAGGCAGAGUCUUCAGUAACAGAAGAUCAUUCCAGCCAGAAAGCCUACACAUGCCCUUCUGCAGGGUCUGCUGCCUGCUCCUCUGUGGGUUGGAACAUUACUUCUCCUGGUGUGAAUAACAGCAAGGAAUUAUUCAAAAGUGUUUCAGAAGAUCAACUCCAGGUGACUGGCUUGACAGAUAUUGCUGACAUCAUUGAUGACCUCAUAACUAAGAGGGGAGUGUCCAGCCAUGAGCUUGGCUUAACAGAGUAUCAAGCUAGAAAUAUAUCCAGGAUUCAGCAUCCUUCUGGUCGACGCCCCCAGAGAACUGACGAGGAGAGAAGAGAGAUUAAAGUCUGGAUGAAAAGAAAGCGGAAGGAGCGGAUGGCCGAGUACUUAGAUCAGCUGGCAGAGAAGAGGGGGCGUGAGCACGACCCUUUCUGCUCCAGAAGCAGCCCAUUUUAUAUGACUUCAAGGCAGAUCAGGCAAAGACAGAAGAUGAAGCAUGAGAAAGAUAGGUUGCAGCUGUCUAACCACUAUAGUCAGCGGAUCUCACAAGCAUACAGUCUGAUGAAUGAACUGCUGUCUGACUCAGUACAGAUAACCAAACCUGCAGAUAAACCCUUAGGUCGCAGACGGCAACAGUGCUCCUCUCCAAAGAGAGAGAAUGCACAGGGGCAGAACUUAUCUUCGAAUAGACCUGCAGGAGGCAGACAUAUUUCCGGAUCAAGGCAUCUCCGUAAGGGGGAACCCUUGGGGCGGCCCCACGGCUCAUCUCAGCUACGAGGUUCUAAUCCUCCAUAUCGGAGCCAGCAGCCUAUGAGAAGCCAUGGGGCUGUUGGGGUGGUUCCUCUGGUUCAGCAGGCAUGCAUAGAGGAUGAGAGAGAAGACAUGGUGGUGAGUCCCUGGACUCUGCCCUCCGAAAUCCACAAGAUUCUUCAUGACAGGUCCGGGUCCCUCCUACAGGACAUGUCAGCAGCUGACGAGGAAGAGCCUGAGCACUCUUUGGCGGGUGGCAUGGACAGCGUGUCUGAGAGCACGGGCAGCAUCCUCAGCAAGCUUGACUGGAAAGCCAUCGAAGACAUGGUGGCCAGCGUGGAGGAAAAAAACCUGUCUGUCCACUGGGCCUUGGACCAAUAGGACCUGCAUAGCGUUCUCUUUCCAGGCACUGAUGUGGUCCUGGUAGUUUUGUGGUCUAAGGCUGUGAAACACUGAAAGAAAUGAGAAUUUACAUCCUGCAGCCAUAAGCUGCUCUGGGUUAACCAUUCCAAGACGGAAAAUAAACACGUGUCAGUCACAUUGCUUUUAUGAGGAAAGGUUGUUUGCAUGUGAUUCAUCUUAAAUACAUGUCAAGCCAGGCUUUCACAAUAUUUAAAUGACUUCUAAUAAAAAAUUGUACCUGCUA